AUGACGUGGCGAGAACGUCUUCUACACACGUGCAAUUUUAACAAGAAAGUGCAUUUUUCUUGCACAUAUAUUCGGGUUUCUUGCCAUUCCUUCGGGAUAGACGAUGACUCCUUUACAUGUCACCAUACUAAUUUUAUCAGCAGUUCUACACUACUGUUUCUCGAAAGUUGGUUUUCCUAAGGAUCAGAAGAUGGAUGUCUUAUUUCCGCCCUACAUCGUCCCUUCCGGUCAAGGAAUUCCUGAUGGUCACCUCCGUCCUUUAGGCUGGCAGAAAAGAUCCAGUGGUAGGAUUAUGGAGACACCGGAAAUGCCGAGUGCGCAUUCUCUAUAUGUAAAGUACAUCAAGAACAACAAACCUGUCCUUAUACACGACGGCCUUCAGGAUGUCAAGGUCAUGAAAAACUGGGAGAUCGAUGUCUACCUUAAGCAACAUUUUGGAGAUUUGAAUGUAACGGUGACAGUGAAGAGACAAGCAGUUCAACAGCAUGUGCAGCACGAGCAGCAUGUGAUGAAGUUAAAGAAGUUUCUAAUGGACUACAUGUAUGAGGAAUGGUACCUCGUUACUUCGGUGCCUAAAAAAAUGAUGGCCGAACUUCCGUUGCCAAGUUGUUUGAAAUGUGGUACCUUCUACGAGCGGCUCUAUGAAGCACGUUUAUGGAUGAGUAGCGGUGGCACAUCGUCUCGGCUCCACAGUCAUGAAGACCACGACCUUCAUUGCGUGUUGUUCGGCAGGAAGGAUUUCAUUAUCAUCGAUGAAAAAUACAAAUGGAACUUUCAUUAUGAAGAAAAUUAUAAAAAUUCUGGCUCUGGUCACUCUCCUAUUGAUGUAGACAAAGUAAACAUGUUUAAGUUUACUGACGUCUCCAGGACUCCCUGGAACCACGCCACACUAUUGUCAGGGGAUUGCAUCCUUAUUCCAGCAGGAUAUUUACACCAGGUCCGCUCCUAUGGUCGCAGUCUUUCCUUUUCCAUCCUGUUCUCUCCCUCCAUGGAGUACGAUUCUUCCGACUGUAAGAAAGUCCUCUCAGCUAAUGAUGAAGUUAAAGAUGAAAACGACUCGACAAAGAGAGUUUCCCUGGCGGACGCCAGUUACAUGUGGAUAGACAAAAAUGGCAGUAGGGUGCUGAAUCCAGAGAGAAUGGAACCGGAUGAAUUGAAAUCUACGCUGCUCCGUUUAUUAAGAACUAAGGAUCAUUUUUACAUUGAACAAUUUGAACAUUUUUACAAUGACACAAUGAAAAGGUUUGAAGAAAAGCCAAAAGCCAUGGACGUUUUUGCUUUGCUUACUUCCGGUUUAGGCCGUGAUUAUCUGAACAGAAAUGACAUCAUCUAUCUUAGUGCUGAUAAAGUGACAUCACUUUCAUAUGUUCUCAAAGAAGGACAACUUCCGGUGACAAUUGAAAAACGAGUAGAACUUUAGUGACUCGUACAAAAGUUUCAAAUACCAUUGCUUCUCAUCCUGAAAUUAUGAAAAAAGCAAUUUAACUCACCUUCUGCAUACGUCAUAUGAUUCCAGUGACAUAUUUUGGAAGGUCGGGAAACCAUUUAGAGGAAUUUCAUGUUUUUCAUGUGCAUGUCACAUUUGGCAUUUUUUUUUUAAAAAAGACAAUAACUAAAGCUUUCGG
Molecule: messenger RNA, 1625 nt
Organism: Saccostrea echinata
Lineage: Eukaryota; Metazoa; Mollusca; Bivalvia; Ostreida; Ostreidae
Exons: 8
Coding region: 104-1420 (438 amino acids)
Molecular function (GO): 2-oxoglutarate-dependent dioxygenase activity
Source: RefSeq, a predicted model, not a curated record